Messenger RNA from Alligator mississippiensis (American alligator), 2611 nucleotides. Its product is annotated as zinc finger protein OZF. Gene Ontology annotation, biological process: regulation of transcription by RNA polymerase II. The transcript has 6 exons. Lineage: Eukaryota; Metazoa; Chordata; Crocodylia; Alligatoridae. The record is from RefSeq and is a predicted model, not a curated record. Bases 408 to 2384 code for a protein of 658 amino acids. Gene Ontology annotation, cellular component: nucleus. Gene Ontology annotation, molecular function: RNA polymerase II cis-regulatory region sequence-specific DNA binding; DNA-binding transcription activator activity, RNA polymerase II-specific.
GGGGGCUGGUUAGUGUUGUGGUAGCAGCCAGGGGGGAAGGAGUGCAUGCUGACAGGCUCUGGGGAGCUGAUUGGUUGCCUGUUCUGCUGCUGGUCGCUACUGGUGGAAGAUGUUGAACAAAACGGACCCCUGGGGCGCUGCACUUGAUACCAGCUGCCAGCUAGACAUGGAGCCAUUGAUUACUACCCUCUGAGCCCAAUUCUUCAGCCAUUUUUCCAUCCACCUUGUAGCCCAUUCAUCCAGCCCGGACUUCCUUAGCUUGCUUGCAAGAACAUUGUGGGAGACGGCAUCAAAAGCCUUGCUAAAAUCAAGGUACGCCACAUCCACUGGUCUCCCCGCAUCCACAGAGACAGGCAUCUCAUCACAGGAGGCAAUCAGGCAGCCAGGAGCCCGGACACCCAGAAGAGAUGGCUGCAGAGCUGCAGCCGGCGUCAGCCGCGGGCUUCCCCUUCCCGGCACCGGUGACGAUGGAGGAGCAGGACCCGGCUGGCCCUGAGUCCAGGGCAGGAGCCGAGGGGGAAAGGAUAGUCCCUUGUGCUGUCUGGACAGGGACAGGCAGAGCGUCCCCGAGGUGGGCAACACCACAGUGGGUGAAGCAGGAGCGGCUGGAGGAGCCCGUCCGGCACUGGCAGCUCCGGGAGGCCUUCGAGGACGUGGCUGUGUACUUCACGCCGGAGGAGUGGCAGCUGCUGGAAGCUGGAGACAAGGGGCUGUACCUGGACCAGAUGCUGAGGAAUUACCAAGCCCUCGUUUCCCUGGGAUACCGAGGUCCCACACCAGCCUUAAUCUGCCGCAUCCAGCGAAGGGAGAUGGAGCUCUGGGCCUGUGAUGAUGAGGAAGGUGGAGAAAGCUCGCUGUCUGCGGACAUGUCCCUCGCAGAUGCCGAGACACUGGGCAGAGCUGAGGAAGGUCCUGCCACGCUGAAGCUGCAGCAGGCUGGAAACCAGCUCCACACCCAACCGGGACACAGAAGAGUAGAGACCCAAAGGAGCAGGGAUGGAUGUGAAGGGCAGAGAGACCUGAAGAGCCACAAAGGCAUGGUUCCCGUGGGGCAGGGGCUGCAUAUAUGUGGAAAGCCUGGGGACAAACAGGAACUUGGGGCCCACCGGGGAACCCACUGGCGGGAGACUGCCCACACGUGUGCUGUGCACGAGGAUAACUUCCACCAUACGUGCCCUCUCCUCGGGCACCAGGGAAUUGACUCCGGGGAUCACCCACGCCUCUGCCCGGAGUGUGGGAAGAGCUUUGGCACCCUGAGCGACCUCCGAGUGCACCAAGGUGUGCACGUGAGGGAGCCGCUGUACCGCUGUGCCGAGUGCAAGAAGAGCUUCACCAAGUGGGAUCACCUCCAAAGCCACACGUGCAUGCACGUGGGGGAGACGGCGUUCCCCUUCCCACACUGCGGGAAGAGCUUCGCCAAGAGCCCCCCGCUCGUGCAACGUCAGUGCAUGCACCUGGAGGAGAAGCCAUUCGCCUGCAGCCAGUGCGGGAAGAGCUUCGCCAAGAGCUCCACGCUCACGCAGCACCUGCGCAGGCACAUGGGGGAGAAGCCGUUCUCGUGCCCGCAGUGUGGGAAGGGCUUCAUCAAGAGGUCCGACCUCACCAAUCACCUGCGCGUGCACACGGGGGAGAGGCCCUUCUCCUGCAGACAGUGCGGGAAGAGCUUCACCCACAGCUUCCACCUCACCAAUCACCUGCGCGUCCACACAGGGGAAAAGCCAUUUUCCUGCAGCCAGUGCGGGAAGAGCUUCACGCAGAGCUCCCAACUCACCACGCACGUGCGCGUGCACACGGGGGAAAAGCCCUUCUCUUGCCCCCAGUGCGAGAAGAGCUUCAGCAACAGAUCGACGCUCACGAGUCACCUGCGUGUGCACACGGGGGAAAAGCCGUUCUCCUGCCUGCAGUGUGGGAAGACCUUCACCAAGAGCUCCACGCUCACGCAGCACCUGCGCGUGCACACAGGGGAAAAGCCGUUCUCCUGCAGCCAGUGUGGAAAGAGCUUCACGCAGAGCUCCAAUCUCAUGCGGCACCAGCGCAUGCACACGGGCGAGAAGCCCUUCUCCUGCAGCCAGUGCGGGAAGAGAUUCACCGAGAGCUGCAAGCUCACAAACCACCUGCGCGUGCACACUGGCGAGAAGCCUUUCACCUGCGGCCAGUGCGGGAAGAGCUUCACCAAGAACUCCACGCUCACGCAGCACCGACACGUGCACACGGGGGAGAAGCCCUUCUCCUGCAGCCAGUGCGGGAAGAGCUUUGUACAGAGCUCCAUGCUCAUGCAACACCUGCGUGUGCACACGGGGGAGAAGCUGCUCUGUGCCCACUGCGGGAAGGGCUUCAUUAAGCAGUCCAAUCUCAACAAACACCAGCGCGUGCACAUGGGGUAGAAGCUAUUUUCUUGCACCCCGCUUCUGUCACUGGCACGUGCACAAGGGCAAAAAGCCGUGCCACUGUGCCCAGCGACAGAAGUGUUUCUGGCAGAGAUCUACCCUGAGCAAGUGCAAGGAAACCCAUGGUUUUUACCGUCCUUGAUUAUCUUGUCUCGUCCUAUGUCCCCUGCUCCUGCAGGAGAACCGGUUUGGAUGAGAUACUCAAUAAAUGAAAUAUCCCCAAA